AUAAAAUCCGCCAUCUCCAAAAAGACAAAAAGGAAAAAAAAAUCAAUAAAAAUCUCAGCUUCUCAUCGAGUGCGGCGACGACGACGACGAUCCGUUUGCAGAUUCUCAUCAAAAUUCGAUUCUUCUUCCGUUGACGGUGUUGCAAUGGUUUACAUAACAUCGUGGGACGAAUUCGUUGAGAGAACAGUACAGUUGUUCCGUGCCGAUCCUGAAUCUACUCGGUAUUGCAUGAAGUACCGGCAUUGUGAUGGUAAAUUGGUUUUGAAGGUUACUGAUAACAAAGAGUGCCUCAAGUUCAAGACAGAUCAAGCACAGGAGGCCAAGAAAAUGGAGAAACUGAACAAUAUAUUCUUCACUUUGAUGGCUUGGGGGGGACCUGACGUGGAUAUGUCAGAAAUUACAGGGAAAGAACAGAUGGUAGCACAGCCAGCAAAGAAGGGAAGGGGAAGAAAACAGUAGCUUGAUUUUCAGAUUCACUUUCUGUAGAUCAAGCUGCAAGUAAUCAUUAUGUUCCCCUUAGCGGUGGGAUUUAGGCUCUCUCUAUCCAUCACUAAAACCAUAGAAAAGGGUCGGUGGACCAUCUCUGUUUUUGCUUCUCCAGGACGCAGAAAUCGUCAUGAUCCUUGAAUUUUUCCCGAUUCUCCAUCUGAAUCUUCUGAUAUCGUCACUUGAAGCGUGGCAUGGAGUAAUGCCAACCCCUAGGAAACAACCCUUUCACCCUAAUAAAUCUGCAAAAGAACCAAAAUCUCUUUUCUUUUCAGCAUUCGUACAGAACCGUGUAUUCACUGUACACCGGUGUGAAUGUGUAGUCAAUUUUUUAGGCAGCCCUGGUUUAUCCUUCUGCCGAGGUCUGAGUUCAGACUGAUAAAACCUGUUUUAAUAGUGCUGUAAUAAUAAUGAAUCGCUUUGUUGAUUGAUUGUGUAAACCUCGAGGCACAAGUGACGUAUAUGAUUUAUACGGACAGUGUCAUGGUCCGGCUGUGGCGAGCCUUCGUCUUGUCAUGACUGAUCUUAAGUUAGCAACUAAUGAACUCUUGUGAUCGAGACAAUGGUUCUAGAGCAGUGACCGUGCGGUGUCAGCUCGAAAGCAUGUUAUUGAUUGAGUGUGUGGCUAGUGUGUGCACUAGUCUUAAGAUGGGGGGAAUAAGUACGGAAUAGUGUGCGGUAGAUAUGGUAGUUCUUAUUUUUA
Molecule: messenger RNA, 1189 nt
Organism: Durio zibethinus
Lineage: Eukaryota; Viridiplantae; Streptophyta; Magnoliopsida; Malvales; Malvaceae
Product: signal recognition particle 9 kDa protein-like
Biological process (GO): negative regulation of translational elongation; SRP-dependent cotranslational protein targeting to membrane
Cellular component (GO): signal recognition particle, endoplasmic reticulum targeting
Molecular function (GO): 7S RNA binding
Source: RefSeq, a predicted model, not a curated record